Messenger RNA from Limulus polyphemus (Atlantic horseshoe crab), 2057 nucleotides. RefSeq names its product dorsal-ventral patterning tolloid-like protein 1. The record is from RefSeq and is a predicted model, not a curated record. Gene Ontology annotation, cellular component: plasma membrane. Lineage: Eukaryota; Metazoa; Arthropoda; Merostomata; Xiphosura; Limulidae. The coding region runs from base 22 to 1707 and encodes 561 amino acids. The transcript has 13 exons.
CAACAUAAUCAAUUUGACCGAAUGGAGAGAACAACCAAUAAGAUACAUUUUCAGUUUCACCCGACCUUGAGCUUGAAGAAUACGAGGUGCCAUCUAGGAGAUUACGUGAGGUUAUUUCUUCACUUAAAGGAAUCUGCUGUUGAUCAGAAAACACAAGCAAACUCAGUACUGUGUGGGAAGAUGGGAGAUAUUAUCCAGACUCAUUACUCCUCUGCUUCUGCUCUUAUAUUCGAAUUCCACACAGACUGGAAAAUUGGCAACAACACCGGAUUUCGAGGAACUUACCGUUUCCUCAACAAAAGUUUGUUUCUGAAUGAUGGAGAUCCUCUUUUUGGCACCAAGUGUGACUACCAGUUUUUUAGAAGUAAUAAGUCCCAGAGUAAAGGCUAUUUCUUUUCACCUCUCUACCCCAGUACCUACCCUCGGAACGUUAAUUGUGCCUACCAUUUUAUGGGAAAGUACAAUGAGAGAGUUUCGAUACACUUUGAAAAGGUCCGGCUCCAGCCAGGAGACAUUAGCUGUCUAUAUAGUGAAGAUAAAAUUAAAGUGCACGACGGAAAGGAUGCCCGGAGCCCUCUGAUUGGACAAUUAUGUAAUUACUAUGAUUUCGUAGAUUUUUUAUCGACUGGUCCUGACUUGUAUGUUGAAUUCCACAGCCAGGGUCACUUCUCUGGCCAGGGUUUCAAAGCAGCUUUCGAAUUUAAAGAAGAAAACCUUAACGUAGGAUUUAAUCUUCCAUCGACAGAGCCCCUGAAUAACGGUUUGAGGUUGCCAGUUAUCGAAGAACGUCGUGUACACUGUGAUGUGUGGGUAACUAGUGCUGUUUCCAAAAAUGGGACCAUUACAAGCCCUAAUUAUCCUGAUCCCUACCCUGCCAAUGUUCACUGUGUUUACCAUUUCACCGCAAGGGGUAAGGAGAGGGUGCAGAUCCUCUUCACCGACUUUGAUCUUUAUCAACCAGCACAUAGCAGUACAAAUAGGGAUUGUGAAGGAGUUGAUGUUGUCCAGGCAUUUAUCAAGAUCAAAGGUCAAAUAGAAGCGCUAAAAACAAAUUGUGGACACGCCCUCCCUCCCCAGCUAAUGUCUAAUGGUCCUUACAUGAUCAUGGAGUUCCAUACAACCAAAUCUUCCUUAAGUUACAAAGGAUUUCAAGCUACUUAUCGAUUUGUCUCUGAUUUUGGAAUCAACGCAGGGGUGCAAGACCCGCAGUCAGUAUGCGGCUUCAUCUUCAAUAGCUGGGAACAAACUAACGGAACAUUCUGUUCACCCAACCAUCCAGGAUUGUAUCCUAGAAACACAGAAUGUCACUAUUCCUUUAUAGGGAGAAAAACCGAGAGAGUUCAAAUUACCUUUACUGACUUUGAUGUAGAGGGCGUAACCCCCUGCACAGAGGAAACUGCCAGUGAUUAUGUAGAGUUUUCUAGUAAGCGCUCUGCUGUUUUCAAACUUGCUCGUCACUGUGGAUUAAAUAAACCGAAGACUAUUGAAUCCGAAGGAGACUUUUUCCUUGUCACGUUCAGAUCUAAUAAUCAAUUUGACGGAAUGGGAUUUAAGGCCUUUUAUCAAUUCACGAAUCAAACAAAUUUUUCCACUACAAAAUGGAUACGCGAUUCUGCAGGAAAUCCUUAUUGUAAUUUGUCCUCGAUUUUACUGACGGUUGUGAUUCUCUGUGAAAUCAUGGAAUUAAAACUGAUGUUUGUGACUUAGUCAAUUGUUUUAUGUAACAAGAAUUUUAAAUAGAGGAACCAUUUGGCCCGGUGGAUACCUUGAAGUGCCUGCGUCUACGUCCCUUCAGAAUAUAACUGUGAUAGAUGCUUCGACCAAGUAGUCCCGGUUUUUUUGGGCGAUGCAGUGGCAUUCGUACAUCUCCUGUAUGUAAUCGCAUCAAAGCCAAUUUUGUUGGUUGUUGUUUAUGUAUAAUCACAUAAUUAAAUAUCGUACCUAACUGUUGUGGUUGGUUUUUGGAUGCCUUAAGAACGCAAAAACUGUCCAGUCAUAUUGUACUUCGGCAGUUUAAUGUUCUUCGUAAGGGAAUAAAAUAUUGCUUUUUUCUGCGA